This is a messenger RNA of Oxyura jamaicensis (ruddy duck), 5621 nucleotides long. Its product is annotated as putative DBH-like monooxygenase protein 2. NCBI's taxonomy places the organism in Eukaryota, Metazoa, Chordata, Aves, Anseriformes, Anatidae. The record is from RefSeq and is a predicted model, not a curated record. Bases 606 to 2528 code for a protein of 640 amino acids. Gene Ontology annotation, molecular function: dopamine beta-monooxygenase activity; copper ion binding. The transcript is spliced from 13 exons. Gene Ontology annotation, cellular component: secretory granule membrane. Gene Ontology annotation, biological process: octopamine biosynthetic process; dopamine catabolic process; norepinephrine biosynthetic process.
UUGAGGAGUCUGAUCUAGUGGAAAAUGUCCCUACCAAUGGCAAGGGGGAUGGAACUGGAUGAUCUUUAAGGGACCUUAGGUUGCUUUUAACCCAAACAAUUCUAUAGUACUAUGAUAGGGCUUUUUGUCCAUAUAGCCCCAGUCCAGAUUACUACCACAGGAGCCCUCUUUAUAUAGCUUCACCAUAGCUUCCUCUGAUAAACCAGGAACUAAAGCUCACCAGCCUUUUCCUGGCAAACUUUCCAAUAAUUAUUGCAACAGGUAAUAGGGUGGUAUAGUCAGGGUUCAUUUCAGCAUUUGCAAGGAAAGACAGGCAGUCAGAAGAGCCAUUUUUCCUUUAUGAAAAGAGACAUCAUUCACCUAGUCUAAGGAGUACUGGGUAAAACAAAAACAUUUUAUUGCUUUUUUUGGCUGUGUGUACAAAAGAGCUCUUAAAAAUGUUGUAAUAUGUACAGGGGAUGGACUAGUAUGGUUUCACAGAGGCAGGGUGCCAGGACAUAUUAUGUAAGGUGUUGACCUUUCUUAAAUGUUAAAUUAGAUAUAAAACAGUCGGUUUCCAGUUCCCCUUUCUGGCAACAGGUCAGCCUCAUGUAAUUCCAUAUAAGAUGGGCCCCUCACAGCAGAAUAGCUGCUCAGGAUAUCAACAGAACACAGAAAUUGCAGUGGUCCUGUGGAUAAUGUCUGUUCUCUUCUCAAGAAUAAAGGGCAUGCUCUUCCUCUUGUUCCUCACAUGGUUUUGUUCUGGUCAGCCUGCACCUCCACUCUUACGUUUCUCUGUCUACCUGGAUCCUUCAAACAUGGUAUACCUUCGCUGGGACCAUGAUGAAGAGGAGAUGAUGACUUUUGAGCUGCAGGUUCGUACAACUGGCUGGGUGGCGUUUGGAUUCAGCCCUCAUGGAGAGUUGCCUGGAUCUGACAUUGUGAUUGGAGGUGUCUUCCCUAAUGGCAGCGUCUACUUCUCUGAUUUUCAUGUGGUAGAUGAGGCAACCCUUGAGGAAGAUGACAGCCAGGACUACCAACUACUGUCAGUGACAGAGAACGAGACCUCCACCACCAUGCUGUUCAAGCGCCACCUCCGGACAUGUGACUCAAAUGACCUGGAUAUCACAAUGGACACAGCACGUCUCAUUACUGCAUUUGGCACUGAUGACACAGUCCAAUUCUUUAAGGGCCAAAAAUUUUCUAAAUCUCUUUUCUUGAUGAGAUACAGAAGUCCAUCCAACUCAACUGACCCUAAAAUAUUCUUCACUUAUGACCUGAGGCUGGACAACUUUGCUGUUCCCGUUGAAGAAACCAAGUAUGCCUGUACCUUUCUCCCACUGCCCAUGGUUAAGCAGAAACACCACAUCUACAAGUUUGAACCUGUAAUAACACCACACAACAUAACUUUAGUUCAUCAUAUUCUGGUUUAUGCCUGUGGCAAUGCCAGUGUGUUACCAAGUGGCAUAGAUGAUUGCUACGGAGCCAACCCAGAUUUUGCCCUGUGCUCUCAGGUGGUUGUGGGCUGGGCUGUUGGAGGAGAGUCUUAUCAAUUUCCAGAUGAUGCUGCAUAUUCCAUUGGGACACCUUGGGACCCUCAGUAUGUCCGACUGGAAAUCCAUUACAGCAAUUUUUACUUGGUAUCAGGUUUGAUCGACAGUUCAGGGGUACGAAUCUACUAUACACCAGAGGUACGAAAGUACGAUCUGGGGGUACUGCAAACAGGCAUCUUCACCUUCCCUGUGCAUUUCAUUCCUCCUGGAGCAGAAUCCUACAGAUCUUAUGGACUUUGCAAUUCAAGCCAGUUUGAUGAAGUGAAUGGGAAACCAGUUCCAGAUCUGCACGUCUUUGCCUACUUGCUUCACACCCACCUGGCUGGCAGAGGAGUGAAGGUUGCCCAGUACAGAAAUGGAAAACAGCUGGGGAUCAUCUGCGAAGACAACAAGUAUGACUUCACCUUGCAGGAGAUUCGGGACAUGAAGGAAAUCCUUGUAAUCAAACCAGGGGAUGAGAUCCUGGUCGAAUGUAACUUUCAGACACUGGAUCGGUCAGGGAUUACUUUUGCUGGGCCAAGCACCAUGAAUGAGAUGUGUCUCUCAUUCCUCUUCUACUACCCUCGUAACAACAUCUCCAGCUGUAUGGGCUACCCUGACAUUUUGUAUGUUGCGCAUGUACUCAAGCAGGAGGCCUCAGAUGCAGUGGAAGGAAUGAUGGCCAUGGACUUUGUUGACUGGAACAACGAAACUGUCAAAACUGCAGAGAAAGCAGCCAAGGAGGCAGAUCAAAUAGUUGUGAUUAAAACCAUUAAUGAAAUCCAGAAAAAUGAGAGUGGUCUCAUCAGAGACAUUCAUAUUCCAGAGCAGGCUCUCUGUCACAAUAUUUCUGCACAACUGACACUGUCAGAUUUUAGAGCUACUGCAAACCUUCGUUUGGCCGCAGUACACAAUUUUGAAUCGUCAACCACCAAAGAAACUGUUUCGCUUCCUCUUCUUUUUCUCACACAGCUGUUAUUUGCAUGGAUUAUCUUUUCCUCUGAGUAUAGGAAGUGAGGACCAGAAUACUAGAACAGAUCACUGGCCUGAUGAAGAAGUCACUACAAGUGUGACCACCUGGUAUCAGAGUAUUCUGGCCCCAUUGUGAACAUGAGAAGAUACCUAAAUAAUAGAGUAUUCUCUCCCUUUGGAAGAAAUAGGUUCUGUGUGUAUUGGCAUUUAUUUUAUUUUCCUGAAAAAUACUUUCUAUUGUAGUUUGUUCUAAAUCAAAAAAAAAAAAAAAAAAGUACUAUAAUGCAGUAAAGACAGGAAUAUGAUGUCAUUUCUUGAAUAGCUGGUGAUUAAUUAUUAAAUGCAGAGCUUUCAUAGAUGGGUUAUGAUGUAUAUUUGCUCACAGAUAUUUCAGUAAUUGUUAUCCAAUCUCUAGUUAUAUACUCACAACCUGCACUUAGGUCAGUACAGAAAACUAGGCUCCUUAGCUAUUAAAACAUUUUAAUUAAUAAUCCAAGUAAUAUAUUUGAAUCUAAAGCCAGUUGUGCCAUAUCCAGCAAUAACGUAUAUAUUGCAAUGACUGCGUGUCAGGGAAUUUAUCUACUGAUUGCCAGGUGAUAAUAAGGCAAUGGCUGGGUGUUUAUUGAAUAAUAGACCUGAAACAUCAUCAAAAUGUGAAGAUAUAGAACACCUCAAGAAUCCCAUGUUUUGACAUUAAAUAUAUGCAAGCGUAAUGGUUAUUCUAUCAUGCUGAAGUUUUCCUGUUUUCCUUUCUAACUGUACAUAGAUAUUUCCUUGCAGUGUGACACCUAAGGAAUUGUGAUUCUGAAAUUAAAUUUAGCACUUCUCCAACUUCAACCCUGUCAUGAUAUUCUACAAAGCAGGCUGGGACUCCUCAAACAAAUAUCAUGAAAAUAUUCUUCACAAACCAAAAUACAUUCAUAUAAAAUAUUAUUAAAAGAAAAAAAAAAAAAAGGAAAAAAAAUAUAUUACUGGGAAAAGUGAAGAGCAGAUAUUCUCAUUUCUAGUUUUUCCUAAAAGUUAUUUUAUCAGUAGAAAUCUUUUGGAUAAAAGAAGAGUUUUCUAUAUAUAAUGUUUAAGUGGAAAGGAGGUGAAACUGACUUCUGAACCAUAUGAAGUAAAGGUUGUUUUGUUUUUGUUGCAUAGUAUAUCCUGGGACAGACCAUCAUCCAGAACAUAGACCUUUUAUUGACAACUCAAAUGUUCUACUAUGGAAGGCAAAAACAUCAUUUUAAACCUAAGUGAGACCUGCUGCAGUGUGGUAUCUGUAGCAUAUCAACACUGGACUUGGAGUUCUGCUGGAAGCUUUUACAGGCAAAAAUUUUCCAUAAAGAUGUCAAAUAGCGUGAUGUGAAGUGUAGCAGAAGAAUGAUAUAUUUGCCAAAUCCUUCUAAACCAUCUUUUUCUGAUAACAAUAAUUUCCCUUUUUACAUGCAAUUAUAUUUCUUGUUGUGAGGCAGAAUUUCAAAAGCACCAUUUCCGUGAGUAAUUUCCCACAGUUUUUAGUUCCUUAAAAAAAAAAAAAAAAAAAAAAAGCUUUAAAGUAAAAAGAGAGAAAUAAAACAGAAAACAAUAUAGCCAUAAUAUUUGACUUUAUUCAACCUUUUCCUUUUCUUGCAUGUUUCUGAAAAAGUUUACAUGAGCUUAUGAAUUAAGGAGAAAAUGAGCAUCUGAUCUGAAGAAUGAGACACAUCAAACUAAAGGACAGAGGUCAAAUGCAUUGGGUUGUUUUGCAUGACUUCUUACUCAUUUACUCAUUUGUACAUUGGCAUUGGUAGUUCAACAUGAAGUCACGUACAUGAAUGACUUCACAGUAAGCAGACUAACUUUUUCAGUGCACCAAUAGAUGAAUGAAUCUGAAAGAUUUAAUGGCCAAACAGUAAGCUCCUCAGUUUCAGUAGGCUAAGCUCCUCAGUUUCAGUAGACUGAAGGUGUAUGCUGGGAUGACCUAGAGAAGACUGCAACAGCUUGACAGCAUGCAUAGGAACCCAAAAUCAUGUAAAAUGGCCUGACCAUGUUUUGGCAUCUGUAAACCGUAUUUCAAGAUGCCAUUGCAUCUGCAGUAGGUUCAGACAGGUUUAUGCUCCUGAGACCACGACUGGCGGUAGAGGAGAACAACAUCAAGAAUAAAUUUUAAAUGUUUUUCAGAUUUCUGGUUCAAAGUUCCAUUGGUCUCUGAACUGUACCCACAUUUCCUGAAGCCAUUUUUCUGUACUGAUAGGUCAAGUUAACAGAUGACAUUCAAACAGUACAAGUUCUUCAGCUGCAAGUAAAACAGAGGUCCUUCAAAGGAAAAAUAAAUAAAUAAAUAAAUAAUGAUAACAAUGCAAACAGGUAAUGCAGUAAAGCACAUAAGGAAUUGUGGUCAGUUAACCCCAGCUAGCACAUAAGCACAUACCAGAUCCUUGGUCACUCCUCCCAUCAGUGGGAUGGAGGAGAGAAUAGGAAGGGUAAAAGUGAGAAAAACUUGUGGACCAAGAUAAAAACAGUUAAACAAGUGAAGAAAAACAAAACAGCAACAACAAAAACAAGUGAUGCAAAGGUAAUCACUGUCCACCUUCCACCAGCAGACUGAUGCUUAACGAGUCUUCAAGCCAUAGUUACUUUGGAAAAACUUCCCCCUCCAAAUUUUAUUGCUGAGCACAGCAUCAGAAGAUAUGGAAUAUAUCUUUGAUCAUUUUGGGUCAGUUGUUCCAGAUGUGCCCCCUCCCAGUUUUUGCCCACCCCCAGACUCCUCACUUGUAGGGCACAGAGAGAAACAGAGAAGGCCUUCAGGCUGUGCAAGCACUGGUCAGACAUGGCUAAAACCUUGGUGUGACGCCAAUUUGUGUUUUAGCCACAAAUCUGAAACACAGAAUGACACAGGUAGCUACAAAGAACAUUAGCUCCAUCACAGCCAAAGAAAUCUGAACAGGAAGAACAGGCCAGACCACAAGAAAUCAGAAGAACACAUACUUCCUCUGCUUGGUUUAGUAACUUUUCUAGAGUUUACCAUAAUUCACAAGCUGUGUGACAACCCAUCAUGAAAACAAAUCUCUCUCUUUGAUCCAUUCUCUUUGUACCAUGUCUUUCACAGUCCUCUUUAUGUUUUUUCUUUUAUAACCAUGGCAAGAGCAAGACUACCAGAAGAAAUCUUUU